Molecule: messenger RNA, 3643 nt
Organism: Zonotrichia leucophrys gambelii
Lineage: Eukaryota; Metazoa; Chordata; Aves; Passeriformes; Passerellidae
Gene: SLC29A4
Product: solute carrier family 29 member 4
Exons: 11
Coding region: 158-1741 (527 amino acids)
Biological process (GO): nucleoside transmembrane transport
Cellular component (GO): plasma membrane
Molecular function (GO): monoamine transmembrane transporter activity; nucleoside transmembrane transporter activity
Source: RefSeq, a predicted model, not a curated record
GCCGCCCCCGCUCCGCCGCCGCCGCGCUCGGUGCCGGCCCCCUCCCGGCGGAGGCUCCGCGAUGGCGGGGCCGGGGCCCGGCGGCCGCCGGGGCUGAGCGGGGCGGGCAGCGCCGGUGCCGCAGAGCCGCCGAUGCGGACACGGAGAGGUGGCCAGGAUGGGCUCGGUGGGUGCUGAGCGUUUCAAGGAGCUGAGCCCGGCGGUGACACCCGAGGGGAACGUGGUGAUGAGCUUCAGCUUCGACAGCUACCAGCUGGAGGAGGACGAGCUGCAGCGGGGCAGCCAGGCCAAGGGUGUGCUCACCUUCAUGGAGCCAGUUUCUGAGGAGCCUGAGCCGCAGGAUCGAUACCAUGGGAUUUAUUUUGCCAUGCUGCUGGCUGGGGUGGGAUUUCUCCUGCCCUACAACAGCUUUAUCACCGAUGUGGAUUACCUGCACCACAAAUACCCAGGGACCUCCAUUGUCUUUGACAUGAGCCUCACCUACAUCCUGGUGGCCUUGGUGGCCGUCAUCCUCAACAACGCGCUGGUGGAGCUGCUGAGCCUGCACACCCGGAUCUCCGUGGGCUACCUCUUCGCCCUGGGGCCCCUGCUCUUCGUCAGCAUCUGCGACGUGUGGCUGGAGCUGUUCAGCCGCAGACAAGCCUACGCCAUCAACCUGGUGGCUGUCGGGGUGGUGGCCUUUGGCUGCACAGUGCAGCAAUCCAGCUUCUACGGCUACACGGGGCUGCUGCCCAAGCGCUACACGCAGGGAGUGAUGACGGGAGAGAGCACCGCCGGGGUCAUCAUCUCGCUCAGCCGCAUCUUCACCAAGCUGCUGCUGUCGGACGAGAAGGAGAACACCGUCAUCUUCUUCUUCAUCUCCAUCGGCAUGGAGCUGACGUGCUUCAUCCUGCACCUGCUGGUGAAGCGCACGCGCUUCGUGCGUUACUACACCGACGGCUCCCGCCAGGGCCUCCCCGAGAGCCGCGGCGCCGGCGAGCCCAGCUCCGGCUACCGCGUCCACCACGACGUCACCUCCGAGGACGUCAGAUUUGAGAGCCGGGAGCAGGGGCAGCCGAGCUCCCCACGGGGCAGCCCCGGCCCCGAAGCUGAGCUGGCUGGCAGUGGCACCUACAUGCGCUUCGAUGUGCCUCGGCCCAGGAUCAAGAGGAGCUGGCCCAGCUUCAGAGACAUGCUGCUCUACCGCUACGUCGUGUCCCGCCUCAUCUGGGCCUACAUGCUCUCCAUCGCCAUGACCUACUUCAUCACACUGUGCCUCUUUCCCGGGCUGGAGUCGGAGAUCCACAACUGCACGCUGGGGGAAUGGCUCCCCAUCCUCAUCAUGGCCAUCUUCAACCUCUCCGACUUCGUUGGCAAGAUCCUGGCUGCCCUGCCCUACGACUGGAGAGGGACCCACCUCCUCGUCUACUCCUGCCUCCGCGUGGUCUUCAUCCCCCUCUUCAUCAUGUGCGUGUACCCCAACGGGCAGCCCACCUUCGGCCACCCCGCCUGGCCCUGCAUCUUCUCCCUCCUCAUGGGCAUCACCAACGGCUACUUCGGCAGCGUGCCCAUGAUCCUGGCAGCGGGCAAGGUCAGCCCGGAGCAGCGGGAGCUGGCAGGGAACACCAUGACCGUGUCCUACAUGACGGGCCUGACGCUGGGCUCGGCCGUGGCCUACUUUGCCUACAGCCUCACCAGUACCUCCCACAGCAGCUGUUUCUACACUGAAACCUCCAAUGGCUCCUUCACCUUGGGCUACUGAGCCCUGGGGUGGGGCAAUGGGGACAGGGUGGGACCUGCUUCCCACCACGGUCCCCAGCGCCCCACAUCCCUCCUCAAGGAGGGAGCCUGGAGCCUGGAAGCCGCCCCUGCAUGGACAAGGACUGGUAUCCUGUUGGCACAGGGCUGUGGCAUUCCCAAACGGCCUGUGCUGCCCAGCCAGGCACUGUGCAGGGCCACUGCUUGGGGUGACAUUCCUCCCACCCCAGGGGACAGUUCUUGUUGCUUUUGGGGGUCUCCCCAUCAGCAAUGUGCAGCUCUCCAGCGAAGGCUGGGGAUCUGCUGUUUGCGCCAAGCCAUUGACAGGAGGAAGAAAAUACUGCCAAAUCCCAAAGGGAAUAGGACCAGCACUGGGGAGGAGGGUGAUGGAGGGCUGGUGAGGAAGAAGAGGAGCAAGAGAGGAAGGAAGCACUCCUUCAGUCCCCCGUGGCUCUGGGAAGGUGGGUCUCCACUUCCAUUGAUGGUGCUGCAGGUUUUCACCAGGAAUGGCUUGAAAUCACAGUCCCUCCCUAAAUAUGCGAAUCAUAUGGAUGGGGAAAAAAAGAUUUUUUUUUUACUGUGUCUUGUUUUACCCCCCCUAACUGCAACAGAGGCAGGGUCUUGCCUCCCCCCACCCCACACUGUGAAUCUGCUCCAUUGCAAGGGGUACAGGGGGGGGUCCCAAGGCUGCAGCACUGCCAGUGCCACCUGCAGGCCACUGCUGAGCUUCAAGAUUUAUUGCGCAGGAUGUAAGUGAAGCUGAUUAAAUAAUUAAGUGUCUUUGCAACAAUGGCUGGUCCUUAGCUGUGCCACACACAAGUGUGUGGGUGGCAUUUGACUGCUGGUGAUGGGCUGGGCUGGCAAACACACACAGGGUGGCACCUGCUGCCUGUCCUGUUGGGUUUUGGGGUGUCCUGGUGCUGGUCUCCAUCUCCAGGGCCCCCUUUGUCACCUGGGGUGGUGGAACACGUCACUGGGUUACACCAAACCCCUGCCAGCCUGCAAACUGCCGUGGGCAGCACACAGGAGAGGGAACAGGCCAAGAGGAGCAGAAAACAUCAGGAGAAGGUGCCAACACCACGUUUUGGGACCAGCUGCACCUCGCUGUGCCAACUGGCGGGUGCCACCUCCCAGGGAAUCAAGCCCAAGGAGCCAAUGAGUGCCAGGCCUGGCCCCGACCUGGCCCCCACAGCACAGGAGGGUCUGGCAGUGCCAAGUAUGAAGUGCAGCUCACACCAAAAAAAGAGCAAAUCCAGCAUUUCAUCCUCAGCACAUGGUGCCCUGGGCAGGGUGGCAGGGUGAGGACUCACACCUCCAAGCCCUGUGCAGCAGACACCUCUACUCCAGUGUCCAGUCCUGUCCAUCGGUGCCACCACCUCACACAGAUGGGUUCUCCCCAAAAAGCCACCAGGCACCUGGGUUGUGUCUUUCUCCAGGGCAGGGGCUGAGCCAAAAAGCCAUCAUUGCCACCAAGGGGAGAAAAACCCUGCGGUCAGGACAAGCGAGACAAAGAAAGAUGCUUCGUUGGGUUGCUUUUUUUCAAUUAGAUUUUUUUUUUUUUUAUGAAAAAAGAUCACACGGAGUUCUCCAACAAACAGAAUGCCAAAAAAAUUGUUUUAAACAAAACAUAAACAAAACAAAACAAAAAGACAAAAACCUGGCUCUCCUUUCCUCUCGAUUGUCUGAAAUAUCCUUGUGUUCCAUAGAAGGCAGUGGGUUUUAAGUGCUUUCUAUUUAACAUUAGCAUAAAAUCUCUCUCGCGCGCUCUCUCUCUCGCUCUUUAAAAUAUGCUCACACAAUUUGCUUCUAGAAGUACAGUACACUUUGAGCGUGGGGGGUGUGCCUGUUCCCAGAUCAUUUACAAUCACAAUCCAACAGGAAAUAAAAAAUAAUAUUCUAAACGUCA